Molecule: messenger RNA, 1679 nt
Organism: Microdochium trichocladiopsis
Lineage: Eukaryota; Fungi; Ascomycota; Sordariomycetes; Xylariales; Microdochiaceae
Exons: 1
Coding region: 115-1401 (428 amino acids)
Source: RefSeq, a predicted model, not a curated record
CACCCUCAAAGCUCACAAGCGAAUCGACGACCUCGCCGAUGAUCUGGAUGCGUCAGAUCUCAGGGAGCUCAUGGAACGCGACCAGAGAAGGCGGCAGAGGAAGAGAGAAAGGACAUGCAGAAAGCAGAGAAGAGGCUGGCUCGAAAAAUGGAAAGGCAACGUGAGGAAGCAGCCAACGUUGAUACUCCAACAAUGAACCUAGAAAGGGGAGUCCUAGGUCGGGAGAUGACCGGCCUCGAGGACCCGGCAUCUGUGACGAUCACGUCGUCGCGGAGGAGACAGUCAGCAGAGUCCACAGGCCCAGGUCUCGAGGCGAAUACGGUGAAGCGAUCGAGCGAGGACCAUGAGCAAGAACGCGAGAGAGAACAUCGCUCCGUAACACCUCUAGGUGAAUUCCACAGGACGAACAGCGGCCUUUCGAACUCCACGGCGGCGAUCGAGGAUGCCCCUCCAUUGACACCACAAGAGACAACUCGACCAAAGUCGAUCAGCCCGACCAUCAUGAGCUUUAUACGCUCACGAAAGUCUGGAUCGAAGUCUCCGCCUCACGAUGAGCGGCAUUUUUCCCGCCCCGCAGCCGCCAGUACCUCUCCGUCACGAGCCCGGGCGGAAUAUGCUGAGUCUGCGGCCAGGACUUCAGAAAGUGGCUCAUCGCGACCAUGGCUUUCGUUCUUCAAAUGGGGAGGCAGACGAAGAAGUUCGGUAGGACCAGCUUCGUUCUCUAAUACUUCACGAGACUCCAUGCAAGGCUCACAAACCGGGCCACCCCCCGUUGUCAGUUCCACAACGGGGCGCCGUCUGAGCUCUGGUGUGCCGAAACGGACCAUGUCGCGUUUCCGCGAAGGUCUUCCUGAACACCCAUUAUCGCCUCCAGACUCGCGUGUAGGAUCGCCCGAGGUCCAUGCCGGGUCCUCGGAACGUCUGCCCCAAAUUACCGAUGACAUAGAGCGCCACGAAGAGGCGAACUUCAACUCGGACACCAAACCAAUACCCAUCCCUACCCGCCAUCAAGAACCGCAGUUGUCACCCGUCCCACUCUCGAUGUCACUUGCGUCCGUAGACUCAGAAGGCUCUUGGCUGUCUGGCUGUAUAAGCCGUCAGAGUCGCCAGAGGGCGUCCUCCGGGGCACUGGGGUCGUCUGUCGUGCACCCAAUGGCAAGCACGUCAGUCAUCUCUGAAGUCCAACAUUCAGACCACACCGAUGAUGACAGUAUUGCCGCGGAUGAGUACCUGAACAAGGCUGUUCCUGCUAGCCCAGUUGAGCUAAAUGCUGGCCACGCACAUGCGAGCAGCGACGACGACUCCGCAUACGAGACACAAUGGGGCAGUGUAAGCCGAAAGCCUACCGUGACGACGAAGGCAAGGAGAUCUGACUUGCUGCCUGAGCACCUGCCUGCCUAACGGCCUCGUCGAGGCAUCACACAGCAGAACAAAAGACCGAACAAGGCAUCCAGCAAGUGGGAAGCAAAAACCAAUCUCCGAUGCACGCGACGGAGUUCGCACUCACUGGCGAGCGUGUACUCGCCAGAAAUGGCUCCUCAACCGCCAAGCGGCUUUCUUCUCACAUUCAACUCGCAUCAAGAACAAAUAUACUUUAAGACUGAUCCGCUCAUGAGUUCUCUACUAUACGUGGGAAAAUAGAAUCCUCUACAAAAUUUCUCGUCGCCUCUUCUUCGAUA